GGGCUAUUCAUAAAAGGUCCGGGGCUAUAGCCCAGGCCUAACGACGCCACUGGUCGUGAUGUUGAGUUGAUGUGCGACAAGUAACAGCAUUCAUCUUAGGAGAAACGCGUGGCGUGCGUUCCACACAGCUGUCAUAGGGGGUAGGAGUCGCGUGGCUGUUCUCCCGCCCCAGUUUCGGGAUGAAAGUGAAGGCCAUUAGUUAAAUACUUUGCAUCCAUUUGUAGCCAGUGGAGCGGUACAUCCUUUUUCAUUUUGUAGCCAUAUACUGUAAACUUGAACACGUGUUUGUUUGCCUUUCGCAGGUGAACGCGUAUUUGUGGUGGGGCUUCUGCCUGCUUCAUUUAAAGCUUGUUAACGUUCAUAUCUUAAAGGGCGUGGCUAAGGGAAAGGUGCUUAUAUUUUGGAGGAAAAGAUGCGGUCUUCAGUAGACGGUUAUCUUCAUUACAAACUCACCCUCACCAAGCUGCAGUUCAACCACGAUGCUGACUUUGAUCCCGCGGAUAAACGUCUGGUUGUUCUUGACGAGCAUUGGCUCCACUUCUGCAGAAAAACUCUUCCACAGUCGGGAUCGUUCUGAUGUUAAGAUUUCCUACUCUCAUCAAGCAGAACUCGUUACAGACAAGAAUAGUGCCGAGAUUUUCCUCUCCAGAUAUGGCUUCGUACAUCCAGUGAACUGGGGGGAGGUCCAGUUUAAAGAGACGCCAGGUGACCCCUAUAAUGAAGACUUCGCUGGCGAGGAGGACCUCCUGUCUUGGAUUCAGGAGGGAGACUCAUCAGUGUCACGUGCCGAGACUGAUAGUGACGCUAAGGUUGUCUCUAUGACUACUGAAAGCCCAGCCUUCAUUUCAGCUCUCAGGGAGUUCCAGGAGAUGUCCGGACUGCCUGUCACGGGUCUGUUUGAUGAUGCCACCAAAGCAGCCAUGAACACGCCCAGAUGUGGGGUACCGGACAAGGAGACAGGAAUGGACACUGCUGACGAUCCACAGGACAAUGUCUCUAGCUCAGCACCUGAAAUGGAUGCCACUGAUAAACCUCACAACCACUUGACUAGCUCAGCGCCUAAAAUAGGUGCUACUCGUGAUCCACACAUUAGCACCUCUAGCUCAGCACCUGAAAUGGAUGCAAUUGAUAAUCCACAUUACAAUUUAACCAGCUCAUCACCUGGAAUGCGUGCACUUGACGAUCCUCAAGUCCCUGGCUCAGCACCUGAAAUGGAUGCCAACGGUCAUCCACAUAACCACAUUAAUAUUUCUGUCCCUGAAAUGGAUGCAAUUGAUAAUCCCGGCAACAGAACAACUGGCUCAAUGCGUGUUAACAGCUCUGCCACCGUGCAAAACAGUGACAAAGAAAUCUUACUCAGUGGUACUGUCGGUGCUUUAAAUGGCUCAAUCACCAGCAACCAUGUAGGGAAAAAUAACACUGUUAAUAAGGCUUUUAUAGGUCUGGGUGGAAGCAACAUGGAAGACAAUACACUCAGGCAGACUGCUAAUGACACUGAUGGUUACAUGGAAGACAACACACUCCGGCAGACUGCUAAUGACACUGAUGGUUACAUGGAAGACAACACACUCAGGCAGACUGCUAAUACCACUGAUGGAUAUGUGGAAGACAACACAUUUAAUAUGACUUUAAAUGGCACUGAUGGAAGCCUCACCGAUGAUGAUAAAAACACAUUCAGAGAGAUUCUCACUGGUGCUUUCACAGACUAUAACCUCACAUCUUUUGAAACUUCUAAUGGCAGUGACAUUAACUACACUGACAGUAACAACACUGACAUUAAUUACACUGACAUUCACUACACUGACAGUAACCACACUUACAUUAACUACACUGACAGUAACUACACUGACAGUAACUACACUGACAGUAACUACACUGACAGGGACACAGAUUAUUAUGAUGCAUUUGGUAACAAUGUUAGCAUCACUGCUGUGAACAACUCGGACCAUAACAACGACAAACACAUUCACAAAGUCAACGACCCCGCUGACACUAAGAGAUCCCAUCAGCAUCAGAGCCUUCCUCCUCAUUCUCCUGCCGUCGUCCGUAAGAAACGCCACCUGGCCUCCCUGCUGUCCAAGCGGAGACAGCGGAGAGAGGUCAGAGGUCAGGAAUGGGGACACAUGGCCUUCUCCAAGACUGUGUUAAAGUGGAGGCUGAUAGGAGAGGGCUACAGCAGUCAGCUGACCAUAGAAGACCAGAGGCAGAUCUUCGGGGUGGCCUUUCGGAUGUGGAGCGAGGUGACUCCGCUGGAGUUUGUGGAGGACACACGCUCACCCCUGGAAGACGUAGACAUCCGGCUAGGCUUUGGCACAGGGAGACAUUUGGGCUGCAACCAGAAGUUUGAUGGUACGGGGAGAGAAUUUGCCCACGCGUGGUUCCUCGGAGACAUUCACUUUGAUGACGACGAACAUUUCACUGCGCCCAACACUGGCAGCGGUAUCAGCCUUCUCAAAGUGGCAGUGCAUGAGAUAGGCCAUGUUCUGGGUCUACCACACAUCUACAGGACCGGCUCCAUAAUGCAGCCCAGCUACCUGCCACAGGAAUCAGGCUUUGAAAUGGACUGGACAGACCGGAAAGCAAUACAGCACCUUUAUGGUGGCUGUAGCGGUCGGUUCAACACGGUGUUCGACUGGAUCAGGAAGGAGAGGACCCAGCACGGGGAGGCGGUGGUUCGUUUCAACACCUACUUCAUGAGGGACGGCUGGUACUGGCUUUACGAGAACAGAAACAACCGCACGCGUUACGGGGACCCGGUGGCGCUGCAGGUCGGCUGGCACGGGAUCCCCACGGACGGAGUGGACGCCUGCGUUCACGUGUGGAACCGGAAAGCAGACACGGACGCUGUUUACUUCUUUAAAGGGACCCAGUACUGGAGAUAUGACAAUGACAAUGACCGGGUGUUCACAGUCGACCCUGAGGGACAUCACUACCCUAGACCAAUCUCUGAGGGCUUCCCUGGGAUCCCCAGUCCCAUUGACACCGUCUUCUAUGACCGCAGGGACUCACACAUGUACUUCUUCAGGGGUACUAAUGUGUACGCGUUCAGCGUGGCAGCUAACCGGUUGUCUCGAGGCUUCCCCAGGAAGAUCACGGCGGUGUUCCCCGCGCUGACGUCUGGUGACCACCCGGGCGGCAACAUAGACGCCGCCUACUUUUCCUACACUCACAACGCUGUCUUCCUGUUCAAGGACACACGUUUCUGGAGGGUUGUAGGGGGUAGAGACCGGCAGAGGAGGCCGUUUCAACCACGCAAUGGCCUAAUGCCUCAUAGGGAGGUGGAGGAACAAUGGUUUGAUAUUUGUAAUGUUCACCCCUCGGCCUUAAAGGUCGCCCGCCGCUGAGCUAGCUGGUUAGAGGGCACUGGGGUUGACGGUGAAGUGAGAUCUAUUUGGCAUCCACUCGAGGACAAUAUUUUAAUUCCAAAGAUUUCUUACACAACUUGACUCCAAAGAUUUGUUAACAAACUGUUUAUUCUGCACAAUUUUGCACAUGUGUGGACAAAAUGUAGUUGUAAAGUGGAUUAAUUUUUAUUAAGCUAGAUUUACGACAGAUUGGAAUGCAAUUGUUUGUGUUGUAUGUCAUUUUAAUAUUUAUUUAUAAUUAGUGAUAUUUAUUGUAUUAUUUAACCUUUUACUAAAUAGGGGGAAAUAACGUAGAAAUAAAAUGUUAUUAAGCUAUGAGAAACAUCCUGUUUAUAAAGUCGAUACGUUGUAGGUUACAGUAUGCACUCGCAACAACUGUUAAGUCGUUCUGGAAAAUUGUU
Esox lucius (northern pike) is the source of this 3766-nucleotide messenger RNA. It is a transcript of the gene mmp21, whose product is annotated as matrix metallopeptidase 21. The transcript is spliced from 8 exons. Lineage: Eukaryota; Metazoa; Chordata; Actinopteri; Esociformes; Esocidae. The coding region runs from base 480 to 3344 and encodes 954 amino acids. The record is from RefSeq and is a predicted model, not a curated record. Gene Ontology annotation, molecular function: metalloendopeptidase activity; zinc ion binding. Gene Ontology annotation, cellular component: extracellular matrix. Gene Ontology annotation, biological process: collagen catabolic process; extracellular matrix organization; proteolysis.